Molecule: messenger RNA, 1310 nt
Organism: Pollicipes pollicipes
Lineage: Eukaryota; Metazoa; Arthropoda; Thecostraca; Pollicipedomorpha; Pollicipedidae
Product: myosin light chain 1
Exons: 7
Coding region: 185-661 (158 amino acids)
Cellular component (GO): muscle myosin complex
Molecular function (GO): calcium ion binding
Source: RefSeq, a predicted model, not a curated record
CGGACAGGGUCCCCACGACUGCGGGCGGCCAACAAGAAUCCGUCGGCGUAUUUUUAGCCGGCGAGCGAGGCGCCAUCUGCGCGCCAAAAUUGGGAGCAGCGGCUGCGCGGCGGCAGUGCGGGUUCACUUCGGGUCUAGUCAGCGAGGGGUGCACAGCGCAACAUCCCACCGCACCAACAACACCAUGGCCGACCUCGCUGCCAGGGAUGUUGAGAGGGCUCAGUUUGCCUUCUCCAUCUACGACUUCGAAGGCAAGGAGGAGGUUGACGCCUACUACUUGGGCGACGUGCUCCGCGCGCUCAACCUCAACCCCACCCUGGAGAUGAUCGAGAAGCUCGGCGGGCAGAAGAUCAAGAAGCAGAAGAAGCUGAAGCUGGACGAGUUCCUGCCGAUCUUCUCGCAGGUCAAGAAGGACAAGGACCAGGGUGGCUUCGAAGACUUUAUGGAAUGCCUGAAACUCUACGACAAGGCCGAGAACGGCACCAUGAUGGCGGCUGAACUCUCACACGUCCUGCUCUCCCUCGGUGAGCGGCUGUCUGAUAAGGAAGUUACGCAGAUCAUGGCCGAGUGCUGCGAUGAAGAGGACGAGGAUGGCUUUAUUCCAUACGAGCGUUUCAUCAAGCGAAUGCUGGCUGGCCCUUUCCCUGAGUCGGCCGCGUAGUGUGCCCUAGCCGCGGUCAGCGCCUCGCCCAGCGCAGGUAAACGAAACAACAUCUCGACCCAUCUUUCACUGGGAGGCCACCUCCCCACCGCCCUGCCACCUGGCGGUGCCACCACUCAGCAGCUGUGUACAGUCUCCGGCACGUGACCCGACGCAGGGCGCGCGUGCCCGCCGGCCGUUGGCGCCGCCCGGAUCGGCCUGGGUGCGGCGCCCACCGGCCGGCCGGCCGCCGCCGCGCACUCCUUCCAAGGACGUUUUUAUAAGCUCUGUCUGCUCGAACCCAUACAUAUGUAUAUUUCACUUGUGAUGUGUGUAUACUGGCGCGAUGCGCGUGUGCGUGUGGCGUGCAGCUGUCCGCAGCCCACUGGCGGUGGGUGGACUGAGUGCGAUCUAGUCAUCUCUCGUUGCAGAGAGCGUCCCGAGACGGAGCUCUGGCGCGAGAGCCCCGCGGUCGGCGCCCGUCCCGCUGCCUAUCUGUCUGUUUGUCGGUGUGUCAGCGUGCCCGUCGUCCGCGUCCGUCCGUGGUCCGUCGUCCCCCCUCCCCCGACAACUUGACAUCACAGAAGUGUCAGCAUCAUCAGUCAGUACCAUCCGGCAAAUCUGUUAUAUCAAGUUUCGGAACAACGUGUAAAUAAAUUUGUAAAUUGUG